UCCUGGCUCUCCGUAGGACGUUUGAUGUGUGGGAUUUCCAUUGCUUGCUGGGAAAUAUAGUUCUAGCACGGGACGGGAGGCGCUGAGCGCCUGCGCGAUGAGGCCCCGCAGGGGAUGCGGGACUCCUACCGGAACGCUGGGGACGCGUCCGACCCCAGCAGUGCUCCAGUCGACGGUGUAAAGCAGGUCAUGAUUCUGUGCUACUUGGUUUGUUUCCCACACAGUAACCGGAAAGCCUUCCCGAGACUGCCGCUGUCAUAUCUACCUGUACCCCUGCCAGACUGAGGCUUCACAGUCCCCAGAGGCUCCUUCAGGACUCACAGGGACAUUCUGCACCUUGGUGAUGGCACAAAGGGACUGUUUUCUUACUUGUAAUCUGAAUGGCUGCCAAGAAGGAAGACAAAGGUAGAGAACGCGGACCUGUGGCUCUCGUGUGGCUUAGGACCUCAGACCAUCAUAUCAAGCCCCUUUCAGCUCCCAAGGACAAGGCUCAUCUGAACCAGCGAUCUUGAGGCAUGAAUGAGAAAUCUUGCUCUUUUGGGACUGAGAACGAAAUACGAGAUGGACAGGCUGCCAGCUGCAAGUGUGGGCCAGAUUUCAGGGGGGUUCUCCUACUUCAGAUCAUCCAGUCAAGAAAAAUCUCUCACAGGUGGAAAGUGUCUCUGCAGGACAUUCUUCAUUGUACAAGGACAACAGUACACUCAUGGCUUUCAGAGGAAUGCCUAUCUCAGAGCUGAAGAACCACGGCAUUUUCCAGGCCCUGACCACAGAAACCAAUGGAUGGCAGCUAGGUGUUGUAAACUCGGAGGUGCUCAGAGCCCAGGAAGAAUGGGAUGUGGUGGACACCAUCCAUCCAGACCCAGAGAUUGGGGUCAGCUCCCAGCAGCCUGGCCAGCUCAUCUCCUUCAGCGAGGCCCUGCAGCACUUCCAGACCCUGGACCUCUCCUCCUUCAAGAAAAGAAUCCAGCCAACUAUUCGAAGAACCGGGCUCGCCGCCCUCCGGCAUUGCCUGUUCGGGCCGCCCAAGCUGCACCAGGGCCUUCGGGAAGAAAGAGACUUAGUCCUCACCAUUGCUCAGUGUGGCCUGGACAGCCAAGACCCGAUGCAUGGCCGAGUGCUCCAGACCAUCUACAAGAAGCUGACUGGCUCCAAGUUCGACUGUGCCCUUCAUGGAGACCACUGGGAAGACCUGGGCUUCCAGGGAGCAAAUCCAGCUACAGACCUGAGGGGGGCAGGCUUUCUUGCCCUCCUGCACCUGCUGUAUCUGGUAAUGGACUCAAAGACUUUGCUGAUGGCCCAGGAGAUCUUCCGCCUGUCUCAUCACCAUAUCCAGCUGUAGGUCUUCGGCAAAUCCCUCAGCUACUUGGAGCCCUGAUUUCCUCAUCUGCUGGAAAUCAUGAAGACUUGUUUUCACUUCUUUUCUGUCGCUGUGUUAAAAUACUCUGGCAAGAACUACUGAGGAAGAAAGGGGUUGGUUGAUUUGUUUGUUUGCUUGUUUGUUUGUUUGUUUGGUUGGUUGGUUGGUUUUUCAAGAUAGGGUUUCUCUGUGUAGCCCUGGCUGUCCUGGAGCGUGUGCUGUAGAGCAGACUGGUCUGGAAUUCACAGAGAUCUGCCUGCCUCUGCCUCCUAAGGAAGGGUUUGUUUUUGCUCACAGUUUGGUGUUAUAGUUCGGCAAUGCCAGGGAGUCACAGCAGCAGGAGCUUCAGGAGGCAGCUGGUCACAUUGCACCACAGUCAAGUAACAGCAAUAACUGCAAGAAUACUAAGUGUACAGCUCACUUUGUCCGUUUCAUAUGAACUCAGAUCCCCUGCCCACAAUUAAGACUUGUAUCUCCAUGUCAACAACAUAAUCAAGGUCAUCUGUGUUAGCAUGCCCAAUGGCCCAUACCCCAGAUGACUCCAGACACUGGCCACUUGUCAGCACUAACCAUCGUGACUAUAGCUGGCCCACAGGGAAUAUCCUGUGGUCCUUGAACAUAUGCAUUAGGCGCACAGAGGAGUUGCUGCUUCCAGUGUUGGGAGUUUUUUUCAACUCUGAAGGCACAGGGUUAGUUUGGGGGUGACCCUUGGUCUUAACCAUCAGCCCAGUGAUGGCUUCGGUCACCCCUUAUUACCUCUUGCCCAUUAGGAUAGGUCUGAUCAUUUUCCCAUGUAGUGAAAGGUAGUAUUCACUCCAAAAGAAAACAUAGGUAGCCUGCUUCCUCCCAUUUGUCUACCCAAAUUCACAGGGCUAGAAAUUGGUUAAUGCAUUCAGUGAACGAAGAACAAAGAUGACUUCCACAUUCCCACCCACCCCCACUAGUUUUCAUGAUGCUUGGGAUGUGUUAGAGAACAAAGCAGACUAUGAUCCUUCCAGCAGGAUGACACAAUAAUAUACUAAAUUAAUUCCAGAAUUCAUUAGAAGGUGAGGAAAAGGGUGGGUAAGGUAGGGACACAGUGUUCAACUCUCAGGAGAUGAACGGAGUCUGGAAGGACUAGAGUCAUGUUAGCCAAGCCUGUGCCUAGGGUGCCUGGUUUUCCAGGCAUUGGGUAUAGCAGAAGCAAAGGUCACAAGAAAGGGAGCAUGCUGGGAGUGAGUAGAAGGAACACAGCACACCAUGGGAGAAGAAGCCACCAAGGAAGCAGACCCGAUAUAGUAGACCUUGUCAGUCACAUGGUGGAUGCCAGGUUUGUCCCUGUGGUGCAUCAGGAAUAACUGCAAAGCUUUGAGCAGCACAGUGGCAUAUGCCAGCUCACAGGGAUCUUACCAGCUGCAAGGAGAAGAGCCGUCUAAGGAGGUCCCUUAUAAUCAUGAGUGACAGAGAUGAGGGGGAGGAAGACAGUAGCCCAGGAGACAGAAGCAUCCCAGAAGUCACAUGAAGGAGGAUGUAGUGUUGGCCUUGGCCUGGGGUCAGGUGGUUCUGGUUCAUAAGACAUAAGGAUUGCUGGAUCGUCACUGGGAACUGUAAUUAGGACAUUUUCAGCAGAUAUUAGAGGCAAAGAGCCUUGACUUGGAUUAAAUUUAAAAGGGAGUAGAGUGGGAGGAAUAGAUUUGAGACAGUAAAUGUAGACUCGGUUUUCAGAGGAUUUUGUGGCAAAGGGAAGCCAAGAAGGGUGAUUGUAAAUUGAGAUUUUAGUCAUUUGGAGCUGUGUGUGUUUUCCUGUUUUUUAUUUUGCUUUUUUUUUUUUACAUCAAAACUCUUUGUAUUUUUUGAAUAGUAAAUUAAUUUUAUUAUA
Molecule: messenger RNA, 3215 nt
Organism: Cricetulus griseus (Chinese hamster)
Lineage: Eukaryota; Metazoa; Chordata; Mammalia; Rodentia; Cricetidae
Source: RefSeq, a predicted model, not a curated record